AUGGUGAGACUUGACCGUCUUAUUUUCAAAAUCCACGUUCUCACUGACUCUUUUUCGCUGGCAGGCACUCCUCAAGAUAAUGAAGCAUAUGAAGGCGCUCUCGGCUUGUGUGCUAUCUUAAAGAAGGAAGAGGAGGAGGAUUCACAUUCCCAUUCGCCAUCGGAUUCAAGUGACGUGCCAACGCCUCCACAGCAGCAAAGCUCUGGGACCUCUCAAGAUCCGAGACUCCCUGCAUCAGAUGAUCAACCAGCCGUUAAUAGUUCUGAGGAGAAAGACGAGCACUUAUCUCCCACUGAGCUGCCGUGGACCCCUAGGAAGAGCAGGUCGGCUUUCAAACGCGAUUCUUCAGCAGCUAGAUCCAAGGACGUUCUUCAAGAGUGCCAUUCACAAGCCUUUGCUCGAAGAGAAAAAGUGACGGAUGUGCAUGCUGUGCCACAUCAAGUUGAGGAGAACUUGGAACUUCCAUCAAGGCACAAGCUGCCCAGAUACUCCGUUGAUGAGGAGCAGCAACCAACGUUCCUGCAUGACAGCCAUUUGCCAUUUCCUGGGAUUCGUGGAUCCAGGAGCUUUACAUACCAGAUGCAGGAUAGCACUCUCGGUUGCCGUUCAAACGUCGGACAUAAGGAUGGGCUACCCAAGCCGGGACUGAGGCUUUCCGGGUCUGCAGACGCAUUUCAAUAUGCCAUGGGGGAAGGUGUGAGCAAUUCACCUGCCAAUGAGCGCUUAUUUUCUGUUGGAAGACUGCAAGAUUCUAUUUCCCCUCGCUCGGCGUCUGUUCCGCACACUCCAGUUCGACGAAAGCUUUCUCGCAAAGGCAUUCCAUCAAGGGGUGAUUCGGGCAUUGAUUUCAGCCCGCUAAUUGAGCCAUCUUCCCCAUGCAAGGCGGUCAGCCCAUGUGUUCUUCCGCGAACAGCAGCUGAGCUUCCUGUGAUUAAUCAACAUAGAAUGAGUGUAUCAGCUGCUGGUUUGGAAUCUGACGAGCAUUGUGCAAGCGAAGUCUCCAUUGAGAAGCUGGAGACACUUCGACCUGGUAGCAGCAAGGAGGAUGACGCGACUUCGUCCUUCUCAAAAGAUGUACAGUUGCGUCUUUUUGAAGACAGGAAGGCAUCAACUAGUCCUGGGACACCCCGCAUGUUGAAAGCAGAGCCGUACAGUGUAUGUGCUGGUCCUUCAACCAGCAGACUCGCUGCUCUGGGUACUCAUGACAAGAUGCGUUCAGACAAGAAAGUUGCAGCUGCUGUUGCGGCAGCAUUGAGACUGUGCGUACCUGAGAUUGCUGGGUCGGGGUCCUCUUUCAAGACAUCUAGUUCGUCUAGUGACUGUUCUGAAGGGCGCUGCCAUGCAAGUCCUGGCACUGAGGAGUCUCCACCUAAAGCAGGGAAGGAGGAGAAUAACACAACCUCUGACCUUGCACUUCGUUGUCACAUGAAGCUUCCAUGUGGAAUGAUUAGGAAUCAGGAGAUUCUCAGCGCUUCUCCUUACAACCUUAUCCAGGAGGGGCUCACUAAUGAUCCCUGGAGGGUCUUGGUCGCAUCGAUGCUUCUGGAAGGUCAUCCUUCUAAUAUGGUGCGGCUUGGAGUAAGGAGGUUGUUUCAGAAUCUUCCUUCAGCAGAUGACGUCUUAUCUUCUGACAUUCAGACACUGCAACAAAUCGUAUGCAGUGCAGGAUUUCAUGAGAGAUGGGCUAAGAACUUGCUUAUAUUCACCCGAGAAUUCUCAUCAGGAAACUGGGCUCAGAUAACUGACCUUCCAGGAGUUGGCAGAUAUGUUGCAGAUGCAUAUGCUAUCUUCGUUGAGGAGGGCGGAGUGCACAAGGCGCGGAUCCAGGUGUGGAAGCGGAAGCUUGUGCAGUUAGGGGGGGAAGUCGCAACAGGCCCCACGGAGGCAUGUGUCACGCACGUGCUGGCCGCUGAUUGGCGGAAGGUGCAGCAAGCCACCUCGUGGCAAGUCCCUCCACCAGGAGUGGCAGUGGUGGAGUUCGCAUGGAUAGAGAGCAGUCUCAAGCACGGGUCUCGCCUUUCCGAAGCUAAGUUCUUGCUCCGCUCCUCACACAGUGCCUCACACAACGCCUCACAGGGCCCGCAGUCACACCAAGGCGGAGCUGCAUGCGUUGCGGGUGUUAGCCCCUUUGAUGCUGAUUUUCCUGCUGGCAGGGAGGUCAAGGGGGUUUCUGAGCGAAUCAGGAAUGGACACGUGGACGCUGCAGGUGACAGCGCGGGGAGAGAUGAGGGGGGUGCGAGGAGUGGUGGGGGGGAGUGGAAGGAUGAGGAAGGAAAUGGGGGAGCUUCGGGUUUGACCUUGGCUCGACAGUUGCCGGAGGGGAGGAUAGGAGGGAAGGAGGAGGAGGGGAGUGAUGAGGAGGAAGAAAAUGGGGCGGCGCUGGGUCGUGCUUUCGCCCAAGGUGGGCGGCAGGAUUCGGAGCUUUCUGAGGAGGAGAAGGCGUUUUGGAUGGAGGUGAUAUUUGAGAGUGCAGCUUGGGCGGCAGUUGCGGGGGAGGAGGAAGGGGGCGGGCGCGAGGGGGGGAGUGGGGGAGGGUAUGGGGGGAAGAGGGGAUGGGGGGGAGGAGGCAGAGGGGGUGGGAAAUGGGGAGGGGGAGGGGGGAAGCGGAGGUACGUGAGUGGUACAGACAGGUUUGGGGCGGAAUGGAAGCGGUGGAAGGCAGGGGGGAAGGGGGAGAAAAGGGGAAAGGGGGGCAAUGGGGAGAAAAGUGGGACAGGUGGCAAAGGGGGAAGGGGGGAUGAGGAGAUUGAUGGGGUGGGGGGCAUGGGUCUGUCUGGGCGGGUGAUUCAGCUGGUGAGGGAGGGGGAGGAGGUUCUGGGUCACACCCAGGGGCUGUGCGUGGCUGGGGGGGAGAGAGAGGAUGAGAAAGAGGGCAGGAGAGAGAAUGAGGCGGAGAGGGGGCGUGGGGAAGUGGCGCAGAGGGGGAGGGAGGGCGGGACGGAAGGGGGGUCAGAUGAAAACGCAGAGGAUAACAGGAUAGGCAGGGGGGAACGAGAGGAGGGGAAAAGAAGGGAGGAAGGGGAGAGGGAAAGCAGGGAGGGGAACGAGAGGGGAAGCAAGGAGGGGGACACACAGCAUUAUGACAGCUGUGAGCGCGCGUGUGGGGACUUGCAGGGAUUCCCGUGCAGCUAUGACAGUGCAAGCUCGCAGGGGCAACGAGAUGGGUCGCAGUCUGCGUUGAUUGAGCCGUGCCUGGGCGACGAGUGGCGGUGGUUCAGCUAUUACAAGGCCCGCAGCGUGCUCGAGAAGCUGCCAAGCAAUCCACAUCCUCUCCAUUCCCUCUUCUUUUUCCCCAUCACCUCCCAUUCAGGCCUGGGCGACGAGUGGCGGUGGUUCAGCUACUACAAGGCCCUCAGUGUGCUUGAGAAGCUGCCCUCCCGUUCCCACUUCCUACCUUUUUUUUCCUUCCCCCCCUCUCCUCUAUUCCCUCUCUGCCUGUCACGGUGUCACCUCCCAGGCCUGGGCGACGAGUGGCGGUGGUUCAGCUACUACAAGGCACUCAGCGUGCUUGAGAAGCUGCCCUUCCGCAUCCGGUCUGCUCAGCAGGUGCAGGGGCUGCCCAGCAUAGGCUCAUCCCUGCAGGGCAAGAUUCAGGAGAUACUGUCCUACGGCAUGAUCAAGAAGCUGCGGGCGUAUCAAGCAGACGACAUGGUUCGCACCCUCUCUCUCUUUGGCACGGUCUGGGGCGUGGGCCCCCGCACUGCCCGCCGAUUCUACUCCGCAGGCCACCGCUCGCUUCGCCAGCUGGCGGCUGAUCCCGGCCUCACGCCAACUCAGCGAAUUGCGCUGUGGUUCCACGAGGAUAUGAACAAGCGCAUCCCGAGGGAUGAGGUGGCCGGGAUGGCAGCUCUGGUGGUGAAGGAAGGAGAGGCACUUCAGCCAGGCAUCUCCAUUGUGUGUGGCGGGUCGUAUCGCCGUGGCAAGGCGACGUCAGGCGACAUGGAUUUCAUUAUCACACACCCCGAUGGCACAAGCCACCGCGGCUUCUUGGACAGGCUGGUGGGUCGACUGAAGCUCGUGGGCUUCCUGACAGAGGACCUGAUGGUGGGCACGCACCACUCACAGCAGCCCCACGGGGAGGGCAAGGGCGUGGACACUUACUUUGGGCUGUGCAGGCAAGCAGGCAGGGAGCAACGGCACCGGAUAGACUUCAAGGUGUAUCCAUGGGAGCAGUACCCGUUUGGGCUCAUACAGUGGACGGGCAACGAUGUUCUCAAUCGACGCAUGCGGCUGUUUGCAGAGGCCAAGGGGUACCGACUGGACGACCAUGGGCUUGUGCUGCGCGAUGCUGUACCAGGCACAGCAGCAGGCAAGUCAGUUUCAUGCGGGAGUGAUUCAGGCAGCUCAGGCAGAUCAGGCACUUCAAUUCAAACCCUCUCAGGCAGAUCAGACAGCAGGCAGUUCAGGUGGUAUCGGCGGUGUGAGCGGUUUCAUUCAUCUCAGCUUGCAGCUGGGGGGUUUAAGCACCUUGGAGGCGAUCUUCUCCUUGGACUUGUGCAGCUUGAGCACCUUAUUCACGAUCUUCUGCUCCUCCACCAGGAAUGCGCGGAUGAUUCUGUGGAAGGGCAUGCAGCGAGGGAGACGGAGAGAAACGGUGAAGAGAGUCGCAGGGGCGGUGAUGGGCAGACGAGAAUGAAUGGAGAAGGAAAGAGUGGGAAACGGCGGAUUAUGGCGUUGGAAGGAGGGCAGAAUGACGAUGGCAGGGAAAGGGUGAUGAGACAGUGGGGCAAACGAGUGCUAUCAGUGAGCUUCCUCACCCUUCCUCCCCCUUCCCUCCACCUUCCUUCCGCCAUCCUUCCACUUCCCCUGUCUGAUUUUUUCCCCUUCGCCGCCUUACCGCUCCCCCUCCCCUUCUGCAUCCUUAUGCAUUCCGCCUUUCGCUCGCUGGCGCCUCUUUCACCCGCAUCAUUUCUCGCACCCCGCGCCUAUCCUCUUCUGUCUUACCCCGUGCGACCCUUCCCCUCCUUCCCCUCCCCUUCCCUCCCCUUCCCCCCUUCCCCUCCCCUUCCCUCCCCUUCCCCCCCCUUCCUUCCCCUCCUUCCCUCCUUCCCUCCCCUUUCAUUUCCCUCCUUCCCCUCCCCUUCCCUCCCCUUCCCCCCUUCUCUCCCUUCCCCACCAUUUCCCUCCUUCCUCUGCCCUUCCCUCCCCUUCCCCCCUUUCCCUCCCCUUCCCUCCCCUUCCCCCCCGUUCCUUCCCCUCCAUCCCUCCUUCCCUGCUUCCCUCCCCUUUCAUUUCCCUCCUUCCCCUCCCCUUCCCUCCCCUUCCCCCCUUCGCUCCCUCUUCCCCACCUUGCUCCCCGCGCCUCACCUCUCGCGCACGCAUUUCCCGCGGAUGGCGCCGCCGUAG
This is a messenger RNA of Closterium sp. Naga37s-1, 5346 nucleotides long. Lineage: Eukaryota; Viridiplantae; Streptophyta; Zygnematophyceae; Desmidiales; Closteriaceae. The record is from the annotation of a GenBank genome assembly.